Messenger RNA from Debaryomyces fabryi, 1776 nucleotides. RefSeq lists its product as uncharacterized. Gene Ontology annotation, molecular function: antiporter activity; xenobiotic transmembrane transporter activity. Gene Ontology annotation, cellular component: membrane. Lineage: Eukaryota; Fungi; Ascomycota; Pichiomycetes; Serinales; Debaryomycetaceae. The transcript has a single exon. Bases 1 to 1776 code for a protein of 591 amino acids. The record is from RefSeq and is a predicted model, not a curated record. Gene Ontology annotation, biological process: xenobiotic detoxification by transmembrane export across the plasma membrane.
AUGUCCUCUCACGAAAGGACACAUCAAUUCACUCACUCUAAUUCCCAGCGGAGGGCUUCAGUUGUAUACGGUUCUAUUGGUAAGGGUGGUUUAUUUACUCCUUCAGAUUUUAUCAAACCAAGUGACAAUGCUGAUAUAAGCUUUGACGACGAACAAGGUUUUGAGUCCAAUACACCUGAUGAAAGUACUCAAUUGUUGAAUCGCCCAGCUGCAGUUAGUAGCAGAAAAUAUCGUCGUCAAUCGAGCGUUACUCGAGAAAUUAUAGAACAAGAAAGGCAUUUCUUACAAGAUAACCAUAUUAAAGUAGCUUCAAAAGGAAGUGAAGAUGACGUUAUAGACACAUUUGAAGAUGCUAUCGUAUCGAAAAAAAUAUCUGCCACUACAGCAGCUAUCGAACUAAAGUCGUUAGUAAUUUCAUCGAUCCCAUUGGUUGUGACUUUUCUUUUACAAAAUUCACUUUCAACGGUAUCCAUAUUUACUGUUGGUCAUUUGGGUGCUGUAGAAUUAGCUGCUGUUUCUAUGGGAUCUAUGACUGCAAAUAUAACUGGCUAUGCCACCAUUCAAGGUAUUGCAACUGCAUUAGAUACAUUAUGUCCUCAAGCCUUCGGAGCAAAGAAGUAUCUGCUUGUUGGGGUCUACUUGCAAAAGUGUACUGCAUUAAUUUUCACUAUUAUGGCACCUAUCUUAUUAUUAUGGGUCUUUUUUGGGUAUGAAUUGAUUACCCUUAUUUUACCUGAUAAAGAAACUGCUAAAUAUGCUGCAGUUUAUUUGCAAUAUAUUGCUCCAGGUAUUCCAGCGUAUAUUCUAUUUGAGUGUGGUAAGAGAUUCUUACAAGCUCAAGGUAUCUACCACAUUUCAACUGUAGUUUUAUUGUUUGCGGCCCCAUCAAAUUUGUUCAUGAAUUGGUUAUUCGUUAAACAUUUGGGAUAUAUUGGUGCACCAAUUGCAGUAGCAAUUAAUUAUUGGUUUAUGGCAAUUGGUUUAUUUGCUGCUGUUGUCUAUUUUGUAAAGCCGGAAAGUACGCCUACAGGCUUACAUCCAUUAAUUUGUUGGAAUGGGCUUAAUAUCAAAGAAGCUUUCGGAGCUUGGGAUAAAUUAAUCUAUUUAGCAAUACCUGGUUUAAUCAUGUUGGAAGCAGAAUUUCUCGCAUUUGAAAUAUUGACCUUAUUAGCAUCAUACUUAGGCACUGUUGCGUUAGCUGCACAGUCAAUUGGUACGACUAUGGCGUCACUUACGUAUCAGGUUCCUUUUGCGAUCGGUAUUGCUUCAUCUACUCGUAUCGCUAACUUUUUAGGGGCAGAUUUGGGCUCAGCUGCCAAAACAGCGACACAAGUCUCCUUGAGUUUCGGCCUUGUUAUAUCUAUUUUUAAUUUUUUGGUGUUAUUCUGUUUUCAAACUCAAAUAGCCGAACUAUUUACAAAUGACAAAAAGGUCAUAAAGGCUGUUGAAGGAGUUAUGUGGUUAAUUGCAUUAAUGCAAGUUUCUGAUGCAAUGAAUGCCAAUUCAGCGGGUUGCUUAAGGGGUCAAGGGCAAACAAAAAUUGGUGGUAUCGUCAACCUAGUAUCCUACUAUGUAGUUGGUUUGCCUUUAUCUAUCUACUUGACAUUUUAUUCAAAGUAUGGGGGGACUUUGCAUGGCCUUUGGGUUGGUAGCACCGUAGCUUUAACUAUAAUUGGUGUCGUUCAAAGUUAUUUUGCAUUAUUUGCUGACUUUGAUAAGCUUUGUGCAGAUGCUAGAGAAAGAACUUCCGAUGACGGCCCUAAUGUCGCAGUAUAG